AUGACAAUUGCAGUGAAAAGGCUUUCCAGAAGUGGUUAUAUGUCUCCCGAGUAUGCAAUGGAGGGCCUUUUCUCAGAGAAAUCUGACGUCUUUAGCUUCGGAGUCUUACUUCUAGAGAUUGUCAGUGGCAAGAAGAACACUAGCUUUUAUCAUUCCGAUAGGUCUCUAAACCUUCUGGGAUAUGCAUGGGAAUUGUGGAAGGAUGGUAGGGUCUCUGAGUUGAUGGACCCGAUGUUAGGUGAUCCAACAUCUACCUGCUGCGACAUUUUGAGAUUCAUCCAAAUGGGACUCUUAUGUGUGCAGGAAAGUGCGAAGGAUAGACCCAUGUCCGACAUUGUUUCUAUGCUUAGUAAUGAAAUGGCAACAUUGGCUAAUCCGAAACGACCAGCAUUCUUUCUAGGAAGAAGGGGUCUUGAGGAGAAUUCAUCUAAAAACCAAACAGAGAAUUGUUCCAAUAAUGAUUUAACUAUUUCUGAGAUAGAAGCUAGAUAG
Messenger RNA from Magnolia sinica, 492 nucleotides. Its product is annotated as receptor-like serine/threonine-protein kinase SD1-6. The transcript has 3 exons. The coding region runs from base 1 to 492 and encodes 163 amino acids. Lineage: Eukaryota; Viridiplantae; Streptophyta; Magnoliopsida; Magnoliales; Magnoliaceae. Gene Ontology annotation, molecular function: protein serine/threonine kinase activity. The record is from RefSeq and is a predicted model, not a curated record. Gene Ontology annotation, biological process: protein phosphorylation.